This is a messenger RNA of Candidula unifasciata, 1296 nucleotides long. The record is from the annotation of a GenBank genome assembly. NCBI's taxonomy places the organism in Eukaryota, Metazoa, Mollusca, Gastropoda, Stylommatophora, Geomitridae.
AUGGACAUGGAGAUUAAAAUGUUUGAACCCUACACACAACAGACCAAGGGCCCCAUCUCUCACCUGGCUCUGGUGGACGUUGGCGUCCGAUCCUACCUGCUGAGGCAAAUAUCCAAAGUCAUGGAGGAUCUGAGAUCUUUCAAGGAUGACCCAAUGAGCGGCAGUCGACGAAGGUCUUCCAAAUGUUUCUCUCGUUUCCCUGUGAUGGUCACUAAAUGUGGUGGACAAUACCCCUACGAUGGCGCCUUUGUUCAGUCGGUGAUCACAGGCAUUGAGAAACCCAUUACAAUGGCUGCCUUACCUUGGCCUAAAGAAUCCGACCCGUGUUACGAGCAAGAUACUGGAGUGGUAUCAAAUUAUUACCCACCUUUGCCCGGACAGGUAGACAAUGAUAAUGCAACAAUGAUCAAAGAAGCCUACGCUGCUUCGUCUGCUCGCCUGUUCACGGAACUUUGCAACAUCAUCAGUGACCAGGUUUUCCAGGAGCAUCACAGUCUCUGCUCAGACAUGGCAGAUAAGGUCAGAAGGAAGCUUGGCCGCCAUCAACUGUUAGGAAUUGUGUUCGAUAGCUGUAGCGCCAUCUUGAACGCCCUACAUACCGCCUGCGUGGCCGUAUCCGGUAUCGCUUCGGCCGACAAUCUGCCUUCUGUGACAGAGUACGGACUUCUGCGCAGCCUCACCAGACGCUUGUCUGAGAGUUUCCCGCCGGGCCUGCCCGACCAGGUGGAUCUCAAAGUUCACGCGUUCUGCCCUUCCUCGUUACCCCUCAGCUCCUAUCAGAGCACAGUGGACAUCGGCACCGUCCGAGGCAACAUCGUCAAUGACAUCGUCCACAUCAACUGUCCCGACUACCCAGAGGUCACCUACGUGGAUCUUGACCACCUACUGACCAGCUCAGUCCAGUCGCCGUCAAGCCAGUUCGACUUGGUCAAGCACAAGAUGCGCGUGUGUUCUAUCUGCGCUUUCGAGAAGUCGGUCAGUGCGCAGAUCGUCUAUGACGAAAUGCUGUGCAACAACACCUGUCUCAAGACCAACGUGCUGGAGAAUAUUCCAGACAGGUACCAGACAGAGACCAAAGAGUACGUGGACCAGGACAGCGUCUACUGCCAUGACUUUCUCACCUCAGUCGACAACACAAUCGACCCCAUAGGGCGUCAGUGUUUGGGCACAUGCAUGUCCCACCUGCAUGUCCGAUUCCAGAUUCAGGACCGCAAGGACAAUGUCCUGUACUAUGACCAAACAGUUCAGUGUUCACAGCUCAGGUCUCACGCUUGCAAGAUGAAGUUUGGUAAAUAA